Molecule: messenger RNA, 400 nt
Organism: Tupaia belangeri chinensis (Chinese tree shrew)
Lineage: Eukaryota; Metazoa; Chordata; Mammalia; Scandentia; Tupaiidae
Gene: ATP5F1E
Product: ATP synthase F1 subunit epsilon
Exons: 6
Coding region: 88-243 (51 amino acids)
Biological process (GO): proton motive force-driven mitochondrial ATP synthesis
Cellular component (GO): mitochondrial inner membrane
Molecular function (GO): proton-transporting ATP synthase activity, rotational mechanism
Source: RefSeq, a predicted model, not a curated record
AUUUCCUUCCUGUUGCUGGGCCGCCCGCGGAGCCGACAUUGAAGGCGUCCUCGCGACUCAGCCCGACCGCUGCCCUCUCGCGACAUCAUGGUGGCGUACUGGCGACAGGCGGGACUCAGCUACAUCCGGUACUCCCAGAUCUGUGCAAAGGCCGUGAGAGAUGCACUGAAGGCGGAAUUCAAAGCGAGCGCUGAGAAAACUUCUGGCAGCACUGUAAAAAUUGUGAAAGUGAAAAAGGAGUGAUCUACCCUGACUACAGCUCGAAAUGCCACGUGUUCAAGGUGACGCUGUGGGCACUUGUUAUGGCAGACUGAGAAUGAUCUCGCUGCAUGGGGGGCAGCGUCUUGUUCAUAAAUCGACAGUGUGAAUAAAUGGAAGUGUGGUCCACUGUUGCUGUUGA